GGAAGGGGUUAGGCUACAGCUUCAACUAUAUAACACCGUUAGGAUCAGCAGAGCACGUAGAUUUCUCCUUUUCACCCUCUGUGCAAAUCAGAGCCACUUCCAUCAGCACUGAUGAAGUGUAACCAUCUUCUCUCCUGGGCCUUUGUGCUUGUGGCCUCAAGCCCACUGCUGGCCCACCCCAUUACAGAAUCUGCUGAGAUGCCGUAUCCAGGACCUGUAUCAGCGGAGGACCGAGGAAUCAGCAGUCUGGAUGACCUGCCUCUCUCUGAGCAGGACGGUACAGGCCCUAGAUAUUCCACUCUAAUAUCUGGCGAGAUCAACAGAGAUGGUGUCAGAACAACAGGUCUGCUUCCUAGGGGGCUCAAAAGAGAGGUCCUGUUGGAGAAACAAAGUCUCCUAAAUCCUUUCAGCCAUGUGCUGGGCAUCCGGAAACAGUUCAGGAAGAGAGGAGGGAAUUCAGAGUGUUUCUGGAAGUACUGUGUCUAAAACAGUGGCUGAAAACAGGCACGAGGCAGGGCUUGCACUGAAAGAAAAAAAAUCAAACAUCUUACACUCACACUGGCACAUGCAGCCAAAAUAAAUAAGAAAUACCUCACAUGCAUAAAGUGCAUGUGCAGUCGCACACCCUCACACGCGCACACAGACAUACACAAAAUGCCCCAUCUGUGAUUGAAACAUAUUGCUAAGGGGCUUUCAGAUGAUUUAUUAGGGUUUAGUUAGAACUGUGAAAUGCACAUAUAAAGUCAUUGGUUGUCCAAUGUAUGGCUAAAUUUCUUUUAGACGUGAAAGUCAAAGAUUAUAUAGCACUGUUCGUUGAACAGAAAUAAAAAAUAUUGUAAAUAAAUCAUGUAUUUGUCUUUUCUUGGU
This is a messenger RNA of Haplochromis burtoni (Burton's mouthbrooder), 867 nucleotides long. Its product is annotated as urotensin-2. Gene Ontology annotation, cellular component: extracellular region. Gene Ontology annotation, biological process: blood vessel diameter maintenance; regulation of blood pressure. The record is from RefSeq and is a predicted model, not a curated record. The transcript has 4 exons. Bases 112 to 486 code for a protein of 124 amino acids. Gene Ontology annotation, molecular function: hormone activity. Lineage: Eukaryota; Metazoa; Chordata; Actinopteri; Cichliformes; Cichlidae.